Aureobasidium musti is the source of this 1299-nucleotide messenger RNA. NCBI's taxonomy places the organism in Eukaryota, Fungi, Ascomycota, Dothideomycetes, Dothideales, Saccotheciaceae. The record is from the annotation of a GenBank genome assembly.
AUGUCGAAAGCUCCAAGAGUAAUAUACUGGUUCCGUACAGACUUACGCCUACACGAUUCUCCAGCACUAGCAGCAGCGCUCGACUUGAAGCCAGAAUGCCUAUAUCCUAUCUGGACAUGGGACCCGCACUACGUUUACCGCGCCAGGGUCGGCGUCAACCGCUGGCAAUUCCUCAUCGACUGCCAAAACGACCUCUCUCAAGGCAUCACCAAAAUCAACAAAAAUUCGAAACUCUUCGUGCUACGUGAAGCUCCACAGACUUUGCUGCCAAAGCUGUUCAAGGAAUGGAAUAUCACACAUCUGGUAUUCGAGAAAGACACGGAUGCGUAUGCGCGGGAACGCGAUGACAAGAUUUGCGAAAUUGCGAAUGAGAUGGGAGUCAGGGUGAUCACAAAGAGUGGACGCACGCUCUAUGACAGCGACCUGCUGGUCAAAACAAAUCAUGGCAAGCCAACAAUGACUAUAGCGCAAGUGCAAGCUGCCGCAGCAAAACUAGGGAAGGUAGCAGAACCUCUGCCUGCUCCGUCGAGCCUUCCUGAUCCAGGACAUCUUUCAUUAGGAUUUCAACAAGAAAAGCCCAAAUCCGAGCCCGACUUCAAUCGAACGCAUCGAGUCAGCGACGAGGGCUCCUAUGCAGUUGGAAUUUCAGGACCUAAUGGUGAUUUCUCAGUACCGACUCUGCAAGAACUCGGGUUACAGGAAGCAACCACGCCUCAUCGGGGAGGCGAAUCAAUAGCAUUGCAAAUUCUGGACGAUGUCAUCUCUAAUGAGACAUAUACCGCAACAUUCAGCAAGCCCUCUACUGCGCCGACAGCUUUCGAGCCACAGUCUACCUGUCUUACAUCACCUCACUUGCACUUUGGGUCUUUGUCGUGUAGAUUAUUCUGGUACAAAGUACAGGAAGUUCUCGACAGAUACAAAGGUAAAGCUACAGAGCCACCAACCUCUUUGCAGGGACAAUUGCUAUUCAGAGAUAUGUACUUUGCCGCGCAAGCAGCAAUAGGCUAUCCAUUUGCGCAAACUGCGAAGAACAACCACUGUCGAUUUGUACCUUGGCAUCUGCCUUCUAAGGUUGAUGAAAAGACAGGAUUGAUCACUGGAGAAUACGAGAUAGACGACCCGAAAAAGGAACAAGAGUUCAAACGCUGGCGUAAUGGCAAAACUGGCUUCCCUUGGAUUGAUGCUUUGAUGCGACAGCUGAGACUCGAGGGCUGGAUACACCACCUUGGCCGUCAUGCUGUUGCUUGCUUCUUAACGCGUGGUACGUAUGUUGCGAAAACAUGGAACACAGGUCAAUGA